UUUGAGCCCAGGACGCCCCUCUCUCUCCCUCACUCUGCUUUCAAAGCCAACCUAGGUCUAUCUUUACCGCUUUUCUAUCAUGGAAAUGUUUUUUAAUGGGUGGCGCUAAGAGUGUCGGUCUUAUUUUUACUUUCAUAUACUGAAAUGUACGACCGUCUGGAUCCCCGCUCGGCCGAGAGAGGAAGGCUUUUUGUAGGUAUAAUACAAGGAAGCGUCGUCUGAGAGAGGGAGAGAGAGGGGGAAGGAUUGACGCUUUUUCCUCCUCUCCUCCUCCUUCUUCCUUUCGCCCCCCUCUCCUCCUCCUUUUGGCGGAGAGAGGGGUUGAGGCAGGAAUAAACGCUUUUUUUGGUGUUUUUCUUUUUCUUUUUCUUUUUUUUUUAAAUGCAUUUGAAUCCUACUGCGCAACCAGACCGGAUCACGUGGGAUUGGAGAGAGUUGGAUCGAUUUUGCACAGUUCAAUGUGAGAAAAAGAGAGAGAAACAAACAACUCCUAUUUCUUUUUUACUUCUGUGGAUAACUGGGACUGUUGAUACUUUUGCAUAAUUGAAAGAGAAGGGGGUGUUUGAGUGGGUUCUCUUUUUCAGCCUUGGGGGUGUGGAGUAUUAAUUCUUAUAUGCCUGGGUUUUGAAAAACAAUGGAGACGCACAUUUCGUGCCUCUUCCCGGAAAUUUUGGCCAUGAUUUUCAGCUAUCUGGACGUGAGGGACAAAGGCAGGGUAGCCCAAGUGUGUAUCGCUUGGAGGGACGCAUCCUACCACAAGUCAGUGUGGAGGGGGGUGGAGGCCAAGCUGCACCUCCGCCGGGCCAAUCCCUCCCUGUUCCCCAGCCUCCAGGCCAGGGGCAUCCGGAGGGUCCAGAUCCUCUCCCUGCGCCGCAGCCUGAGCUAUGUGAUCCAAGGAAUGCCUAACAUCGAGUCCCUCAACCUUUCCGGCUGCUACAACCUCACAGAUAACGGGCUGGGCCAUGCAUUUGUGCAGGAGAUCCCAUCACUGAGGGUUUUGAACCUGAGUCUGUGCAAGCAGAUCACAGACUCCAGUCUUGGCAGGAUAGCCCAGUAUCUGAAGAACCUGGAGGUGCUGGAGCUUGGUGGCUGCAGCAACAUCACCAACACUGGGCUACUGUUGAUAGCCUGGGGCCUCCACAGGCUCAAGAGUCUAAAUUUGAGGUCCUGCAGGCAUGUGUCAGACGUGGGGAUUGGACAUUUGGCGGGCAUGACCCGCAGCGCAGCAGAGGGUUGCUUGAACCUGGAGUACCUGACUCUCCAGGACUGUCAGAAACUGACGGACCUGUCACUCAAACACAUUUCCAAGGGGCUGACCAAGCUUCGGGUACUGAACCUGAGCUUCUGUGGGGGGAUCUCAGACGCGGGGAUGAUUCACCUUUCCCACAUGGCCUCCCUGUGGAGCCUCAACCUGCGCUCCUGUGACAACAUCAGCGACACAGGGACCAUGCACCUUGCCAUGGGCACCCUAAGGCUCUCCGGGCUUGACGUUUCCUUCUGCGACAAGAUAGGGGACCAGACCCUGGCGUACAUUGCCCAGGGGCUGUACCAGCUCAAGUCCCUGUCCCUGUGCUCGUGCCACAUCUCUGACGACGGGAUAAACCGGAUGGUGAGGCAGAUGCACGAGCUGAGGACUCUGAACAUUGGACAGUGUGUACGCAUCACGGACAAAGGGCUGGAGCUCAUAGCUGACCACCUGACCCAGCUGGCGGGCAUUGACCUGUAUGGAUGUACCAAGAUCACCAAGAGGGGACUGGAGAGGAUCACACAGCUCCCCUGCCUUAAAGUGUUGAACCUGGGACUCUGGCAGAUGACAGAGAGUGAGAAAGUGAGGUGAUUGGAAAUGCUUUUUUUUUGGUUUGUGUUUUGUUUUGUUCUUUUUGUUUUU
This is a messenger RNA of Thunnus maccoyii (southern bluefin tuna), 1888 nucleotides long. It is a transcript of the gene fbxl14b, whose product is annotated as F-box and leucine-rich repeat protein 14b. The coding region runs from base 635 to 1837 and encodes 400 amino acids. Gene Ontology annotation, molecular function: protein binding. Lineage: Eukaryota; Metazoa; Chordata; Actinopteri; Scombriformes; Scombridae. The record is from RefSeq and is a predicted model, not a curated record. The transcript has a single exon. Gene Ontology annotation, cellular component: SCF ubiquitin ligase complex. Gene Ontology annotation, biological process: SCF-dependent proteasomal ubiquitin-dependent protein catabolic process.